Messenger RNA from Musa acuminata subsp. malaccensis (wild Malaysian banana), 1320 nucleotides. Its product is annotated as cell number regulator 6. The record is from RefSeq and is a predicted model, not a curated record. NCBI's taxonomy places the organism in Eukaryota, Viridiplantae, Streptophyta, Magnoliopsida, Zingiberales, Musaceae.
ACUUAUUCUCGUUUCAUUUCGGUGCACUGCACGUCCCACCCAGUCGGAGUAUGAACCACUUCCCCUCCCUUUCCAGAUCUCAUCUCCGUUAGGGUCUCCUCGCUUCCGAUCUUAAUCCGCUCUCGUCGAUUCCUGGAGAUCUGAUCACCUAGAACUCGAGAUCUAGUUCGCCUAGUCGCCUUUGCUACGGAAUUGGUAACUUCUUUUCUUUUCUUCCUCCUCGGAUCGUGUUCUGGUCGCUGCUGGGUCGAAGAUGAUGUCGGAGGAGCCGGUGCCGUCGAGGUACGUGAAGCUCACCAAGGAGCAGGAUGCGCCGUUGGAGGAGAUCCGCCCUGGGGAGCUCAAUCAGCCAGUUCAUGUUCCCCAGUUGGAGGUUCGUAGAUGCGCCGAGUGCGGGCAACCCCUGCCGGAAAGCUAUCAACCACCUGGUGAUGAAGCUUGGACCACUGGAAUCUGUGGUUGUUCUGAGGACCCUGAGAGCUGUUGGACUGGUUUGUUCUGUCCUUGUGUGUUGUUUGGGCGCAAUGUGGAGAGGCUUAGAGAAGAUACACCAUGGACAACUCCUUGUAUUUGUCAUGCUCUCUGUGUGGAAGGUGGUGUAGCACUUGCAGUUGCUACAGCAGUAUUCCAUGGUAUUGACCCAAGAACAUCGUUUUUGAUUGGAGAAGGAUUAGUCUUUGCUUGGUGGAUGUGUGGUAUCUACACUGGUAUAUUUAGGCAAUCACUACAAAAGAAAUAUCAUCUCAAGAACUCCCCAUGUGACCCUUGCAUGGCCCAUUGCUGCAUGCACUGGUGUGCCAUCUGCCAGGAGCACCGGGAAAUGAAGGGUCGGUUAUCUGAUAAUCUUGUAAUGCCGAUGACCGUUGUCAACCCACCACCUGUGCAGGAAAUGAGCAACCGUAAUUCAGAAGUCCCUGAGACUCCUCCCCAACAGACCCAGCACAUUGAAUUGGAGACACAAGCAUUAUAGUUUAAUUGAAAUCCAUCAUACAUGUUCAAGUACAUGAGGCAGCAGAAAAAAAGCUAAGUGAUCAAUCUUCUCUUAUGGUUAUAUUCUUAUUAAACUUGAUGGCAUCUCGAUGACUAUUGUCGAGCUUUUUGGCACCCCAAGAACACCUUUUUUUUUAUGUUACUUAUUUUGAUGCUUGCAGCUUAUAUAAGGGGCAAACCAUGAUUGUUAGUUUUGUAAUCAUUUUGGCGAUUGUCCAUGGGCUACUUGUCAUUAUUGCAAUCCAUGAUUAUUAGCUUUGUAACCAAAUUCUCCAUUUUUCAUCAUGUCAUUGCAACAGUGGUUCAAAUUGAUGCUAAGACUUCCUCAUA